Crotalus tigris (Tiger rattlesnake) is the source of this 1599-nucleotide messenger RNA. RefSeq lists its product as uncharacterized. Lineage: Eukaryota; Metazoa; Chordata; Lepidosauria; Squamata; Viperidae. The record is from RefSeq and is a predicted model, not a curated record. The coding region runs from base 33 to 1574 and encodes 513 amino acids. The transcript has 2 exons.
AUCCUCCCGCCGUUGUUGCCACAUCAAACCUGAUGGGAUUACCACCAAUGGCAAUGACUGCACAGCGGGGAGGGCCACAAGAUCUUCCCACCGUUAUUACCCCACAGAACCCACCAAACCAUACCACUAAUGGCAAUCGGAUGGAUCCACUUAUAGCGCCAACAGCCCUACAGCAGCACCAGCCGUUGCUCAGGGAAGAGAUUGAAAGAGUUAGAGCCACGCUAGAGUCACUAGAGUCCCUGCUGCACCAACAGGAGGAAGCGCCCCAAGGAACUGCCACCACUCCUGACCACAGAAGACAGCCUCGAACAUCAGCUCUGACAGCCUACCAGGAAGCUAGCUACACUCUAUCAGAAACACAGACCUUCCAACACAUGAGCAAGCAAGAGCCUGGGCUCCCUCAGCUCAAUGCCAGAGCAGCAGAGUUCAGACCAAGCCAACAAGGUCCCUUGCACGUGACAUUGCAAAAUACACCCAGCCACCAGUACGCCGAAGGAAGUUACCAGCCAAACAUGGCACACGCCCCCACUCCUGGAAGCGAGGUACCAUCGCCACCCGGUUACACCCCUAUGAGACUUUACAGAAGCAAACUAGAUCUGGCAUCCAAGGGUGUACACAAAUUCCCCGAUAAACCGGGAAAGGACUACGUAUUGUGGAAGCUCACGUUCCAAACCGCCAUCCAAGAUGAAGCUAUAACAUCGAGCGAAGUGCUCGGACACAUGAAAACAUGGCUGGGACCGGCUUCCACACGAUUAAUAGAGAACACUCAACUAGCCCACUUAGGCAACCCAACCACCGCCCUUCUCAAAGCUUGGGAAAGGCUCGACGAGCGGUAUGGCGGACAUGAACUGACAGAAAAGUCGCUCUUAGAUUGCAUUUACACCUUCCCUAACAUCAAUAUCAAUGAUCACACCCAGAUGUUGGAAUUCGCAGACACGCUCUCGAUGCUACAUUCAGUUCGCGAGCAACCCAACAUGCCGAAACUUACCUGCCUCGAUCAGUUCGAGAAGCAAAGGAUCAUAGUUAGAAAACUACCAAAGCAGUCAAGGGAUGAAUGGGCCAAAAUAUCAGAAACCCACAGGAACCAAGACCCUAACGCACCACCCGCCUUCGCUGUACUCGCUGAAUUUGUGACCGACCAAGCAAAACUACAUCAUAAUGCCAGCAACUUCGAGCCAACAAAUGACAACUUCGGCCCCAACCAAAGUUCUUCCCAAGCUACGGACAGAACCAUACCUUUGGUGUAUAAAACUGACGAACAAACACCGAGAAGCGCUCUUUCGAACCCUCAUCCAACUACCAAAGGCCUAACUUGCCCGAUACACAAGUUCUCUCACUCUCUAAAUGAUUGCAGAGAAUUUAGGAAGAAAUCCCUAGAUGACCGAAAGACCCUACUCAAAGAGAAUAGGAUAUGUUUCAAAUGCUGUGACUCUAUGGAUCACAUAGCCAAGGACUGCACAGCUAAUGUGAAAUGCCACCUGUGCAACAGCGACGGGCACCCAGCAGCCUUACACCUAGAACCUAAGACGCUGCCUAUGGAAUCACGACAAGCAACUAGCUCUACACCAGACUAAUCACUGACCGAGUCCUGUUGCUAAG